Molecule: messenger RNA, 525 nt
Organism: Durusdinium trenchii
Lineage: Eukaryota; Dinophyceae; Suessiales; Symbiodiniaceae
Source: the annotation of a GenBank genome assembly
AUGGCGAGCAUACGGCCCAUGAUGCUGGAUGACCUUCUCCACUUCAAUGCUGUAAAUUUGGAUGUCUUCACAGAGACCUUCAACAUGAACUUCUAUUUCAACUACCUAACCCGAUGGCCAGAAUGCUGCGCUGUGGCGGAAGCAGAUGGGUCCAUCGCUGGAUAUAUCAUUGGAAAAGUGGAAGGAGCUGGCGCCAAUUGGCACGGCCACGUCUCGGCCAUCUCCGUCGCGCCGGAGUUCCGGCGGACGGGCGUGGCCAAUCGGCUCAUGGAGUACUUGGAGGAGGUCAGCGAGGAGAUGCACGAUUGCUACUUUGUGGAUUUGUUUGUGCGCCCGACCAACACAGCAGCCAUCAAGUUUUACGAAGGCUUGGGCUACGUGAUUUACCGUACUGUGACUGGGUACUAUUCUGGAGAUGAGGAUGCCUAUGAUAUGCGCAAGCCUCUUCGUCGAGACGACCAAAGGAAAUCAGUUGAGAAUGCGGGCUAUCGAAUAUCGCCUGAGCAGCUGCAUGCUUCCGCUUAG